This is a messenger RNA of Xenopus laevis (African clawed frog), 3086 nucleotides long. It is a transcript of the gene klf7.S, whose product is annotated as Kruppel-like factor 7 (ubiquitous) S homeolog. Lineage: Eukaryota; Metazoa; Chordata; Amphibia; Anura; Pipidae. Gene Ontology annotation, biological process: regulation of transcription by RNA polymerase II. Gene Ontology annotation, cellular component: nucleus. The record is from RefSeq and is marked provisional. Gene Ontology annotation, molecular function: RNA polymerase II cis-regulatory region sequence-specific DNA binding; DNA-binding transcription factor activity, RNA polymerase II-specific.
GGAUCCAGGAGCAGGCAGCACUAGUACACAAAUAGAUGUCAGUGCAUCUUUCUUUCUGGCACAAGCUCUGGAGUGACCACAGCCUUUGCAAAAGGAUUUCUUGCCUCCCAUAACCACACUGGAUGUUGACUUUUUUUUUAUUAUUAUUUCAUUUUUUUCCCAUUUCUGUCUCUUAAGCAUCCUUCCUAUUUUUCACAUGCUUGGGUUGGAGUGAGCAGCACUUCUAUGAUUUUUUCCCCCCUGUCAUCUCCAUUGACUGUAACAACCAACACAAAACAAUUUAAAAAAAAAAAAAAAGUGUGGGGGGGGACUGUGGAUCUAUUUUAAGAGGACAGCGAUCAAGGAAUAUACAUAUUUUUUUUUUCUUGCAUAGCAAACAUGGAUGUUUUGGCUAGUUAUAGUAUAUUCCAGGAGCUCCAGAUUGUACAUGACACGGGCUACUUCUCAGCAAUGCCAUCCCUGGAGGAAAAUUGGCAGCAGACAUGCCUGGAACUGGAGCGGUAUUUGCAGACAGAACCUAAAAAAAUGUCAGAAACAUUUGGAGAAGAUUUGGACUGUUUUCUGAACACCUCCAUUGCUCAGGCUGCUGAUGGCACUGCUUGCAAGAUUGAUUCAAUUGUAAUUCCAGUGGAUAUUAGUACCUAUGAAAAACGUCCAAGCAUGGAUGUGUUACUUUCACAAGACAAGUUACUAUCAGAGACGUGCGUCAGCCUACAGCCCGCUACAGAAUGCUAUACGUCUGUAAACCAAGCGCAGUUGAAUGCAGUUACAUCUCUAACGCCGCCAUCAUCCCCAGAACUUAGCAGGCAUCUAGUCAAAACCCCACAGUCCCUUUCUGUUGUAGAUGGCACCGUGACCUUAAAACUAGUUGCAAAAAAGGCCACAGUAAGCUUGGGGAAGGCUGCAGAGUCAGCAUCAACGGCGGUGACGUCAAAGUGCGGCCAUAGUGAUAGUGAACAGACUGGGGGCCCAGGAGAAGCUUCCCCUGAAAAUAAGAAAAGGGUUCAUCGCUGCCAAUUUAAUGGCUGCAGGAAAGUCUACACAAAGAGUUCACAUUUGAAAGCCCACCAGAGGACACACACAGGUGAGAAGCCAUACAAGUGCUCCUGGGAAGGGUGCGAGUGGCGUUUUGCUCGAAGUGAUGAACUGACAAGGCACUACAGGAAGCACACAGGGGCAAAGCCAUUCAAAUGCAACCACUGCGACAGGUGUUUUUCAAGGUCUGAUCACCUUGCCCUCCAUAUGAAGAGACAUAUUUAAGGACAUUCAAAAAUAGAGAUGGCAUCCCAGCCUUGAACAGACCAUCUGUUGCAGUGGGCAAUUGUGGUUAUGCAGGAGAACAUUGUCACAUGUAAAACUCUGUACACAAAAUCCAUAUCAAAAGUUCAUGCACCGUCACACAUUCAUGCAUACAACACCUGUUUGUUCUGCCUUACCCCCAGCCUAAGUGAGAAAGACAUGGAAGACAUGGAUGGAGAUUUGAAUGAUUGAAGAUCUACAAAAUCCUAAGCAAUUGCAUUUUGGGUGAUCUUGUAUGUCUCACCAUGGCAACUAAGAGAACAAGACAUCUCUGCAAGUGGACAGUAGAUUUGAGAGGCUCUGAAGAACUCAAUUUAUUGCAUCUCAGAAGCUGCUAAAAUCCACUUUCGAAUUGUAGAACUAAAUUUUUUGUUUUAAAUCUUUGAGGCUAAAAAAAGAUGGAUUUGCGAACUAGGAAACCAAAUCUCAGUCCAUGAGCUUUCUGCUUCAUGUAUGUGAAUCUGAAGACUGCAAAUCAAAAACAAAAAACUGUCCUAUUUCUAUUAGGAUCUAACUACAUGUGGUUUUACCUGAUUAUGGAGCUUUUAAAACCCUUUUUAACUCAAUGCCAUAGGCCUUACUGGCAGUAAACAGGUGAAGUUCCAAGCAUGACCAAGGUUCUGCAAUUGUUUGGUCUAUGUUUCAUACAGAACUCUUCAAUGGUAAAACAUUUAUAUCCCCUCAUUCCCUUAAUUUAUUUGUUUUUUACUUAUUUUGGUGUGGCACACCUUAUGCACUAGUGACUUUUCAAGCCGCUAACACUGACUGAGUGGGAUCAAAAUGAUUUAGCUAGAGUGUCCUACCAGUGACUACCAGUGUGCACACUUCCAAAGGUUACAGACCUUACAGUUUUUGUUUUGUCUUUUUUUAACUUGUUUUUAAUUUAAACAGGCUCAAUGAGUAACAUUGUUCAGUUACAGUACAUUCUCUCGUUGAACAUUUAUCUUAUUCAACUUCUUGCUCUCUGUCUGGACACUUUUAGCUUGGAUUGGACCAGCAAUUUAGACUUGACUUCUAAUGUCAGUGGGCUGUAAGCCAUCACCAACUGAACUUUCCAAAAUCGUGCUUGAUUAGUGAUUUUUAAUCCUAACAAUAUAACUAGUUAGAAACUUGAUGUUAUUUCGAGAGCAGCUGCAUUUUUGUACUAAAUAUUUUGUUUGUGUCUAACAACAAAAAAGCCAAAUAUAUAAAUCCUUACAACACUGGAUAUUGGAGGACACCUUAAAGUACAGUAAGUUGAUUUUGUGGGAUUGACUCAUUAAUAAACGAAAGAGGAGACACUACCUUGAAUACCAAGGUUAUUAUUUAGGAUGCUCUUAAAUUAGUUAAGAGCUCAGAUAUCUGUAAACUAAGUGGAUAUAAUUUCCAUUGGUGAUUUUUUUACAGGGUUACAGUAAUAUGUUAGAGCUGUAAAUUCAUUGUAAUCUCAUGUUAGUAAUAUCUUCGGGUCACAAAACAGCUUUAUAUACCCAACAAAAUCAAUCAUUUUCUCAUAUAUUUAAAACGGCCCUGAAUCCAUCAUGAUCAGGAAAUUUGUGUACAUACUACUAUGCUGUCACUAGUCUUGCUUCUAGAGACUGCAAAUUGUAACAAGUGGUCAAUUCAAGUAGUUGUGGAGGGGGAUAGGUUAUCUAUUUUGGAUAUUCUGGGGCCAUCCCUAAACAACUAGUAAAAUUGCACAUAUGGUCCCAUGGUGUCCCUGACAAAAGCAGCUCUUUUAUCCCAGCCAACUGGCAUAUUUUUAACUUGUUUUGACUCCUUGACUGUUAAACGGAAAACAAAAAAAA